Oryzias melastigma (Indian medaka) is the source of this 4810-nucleotide messenger RNA. RefSeq names its product far upstream element (FUSE) binding protein 1 (gene fubp1). The record is from RefSeq and is a predicted model, not a curated record. Lineage: Eukaryota; Metazoa; Chordata; Actinopteri; Beloniformes; Adrianichthyidae. Gene Ontology annotation, biological process: regulation of DNA-templated transcription. Gene Ontology annotation, cellular component: nucleus; cytoplasm. Gene Ontology annotation, molecular function: mRNA binding. The coding region runs from base 14 to 2074 and encodes 686 amino acids. The transcript is spliced from 19 exons.
CCUCCGGCGGUGAAUGAGCCCCGGCCGCCAUCUUGUUAAACGGCAGAGGAGAAGAGCAGCAGAGAUGGCAGACUACAGCAGCGUGGCUCCCCCGUCCUCCAACUCUGGCGGUGGCAUGAAUGACGCUUUUAAAGACGCACUUCAGCGAGCAAGACAGAUUGCAGCAAAGAUUGGCGGGGAUGGCGUUGCGGCACCCCAAAGCAGCGACUUCGGCUACGGAGGGCAGAAAAGGCCCCUGGAGGACGCUGGUGGGUAUUUUCCCAUGCCUAACCUGGAUAUCGAUCAACCAGAGACGAAGAAAGUAGCUACAAAUGAUGCCUUCUCAGCCAUGGCUGGAAUGGGCGGCCCAUCCAGAUCAUCUUCUGAGGAGUUUAAGGUUCCUGAUGGAAUGGUCGGAUUCAUUAUUGGAAGAGGAGGUGAACAGAUAUCACGGAUUCAGCAGGAGUCUGGGUGUAAAAUACAGAUAGCUCCUGACAGCGGAGGAAUGCCUGAAAGAUCUGUGACUUUAACAGGACCACAAGACUCGAUUCAGGCUGCUAAGCGGCUUCUGUCAGAGAUUGUAGAGAAGGGCCGUCCAGCUCCAGCGUUUCACCAUAACGACGGACCAGGAAUGACUGUCCAGGAAAUUAUGGUACCCGCCUCCAAAGCUGGACUUGUCAUUGGAAAAGGGGGAGAAACCAUCAAAAGCCUACAAGAAAGAGCUGGAGUUAAGAUGGUCAUGAUCCAAGACGGGCCGCAGAACACGGGUGCAGACAAACCGCUCCGGAUCUCCGGAGAGCCUUUUAAAGUUCAACAAGCUAAAGAGAUGGUGAUGGAGCUGAUCAGAGAGCAGGGCUUCAGGGAGCAGAGGGGAGAGUACGGUUCGAGGGUCGGAGGGGAAAGCUUAGAUGUUCCCGUCCCACGUUUUGCAGUGGGAAUCGUCAUUGGAAGAAACGGGGAGAUGAUCAAGAAAAUACAGAACGACACAGGAGUCAGGAUCCAGUUCAAGCCAGAUGACGGGAGCGCCCCCGACAGGAUAGCACAGAUCAUGGGGCCCCCCGAUCAAGCUCAGCAUGCCGCAGACAUCAUUGCAGACCUGCUGCGCAGCGUCCAGUCUGGAGGACCCCCGGGACAUGGAGGUGGUAGAGGACGCGGUCGGGGGCAGGGAAACUGGAACAUGGGCCCCCCUGGUGGCCUGCAGGAGUUUACCUUCACAGUUCCGACCAUGAAGACGGGGCUCAUCAUUGGGAAAGGCGGUGAGACCAUCAAGGGAAUCAGCCAGCAGUCUGGAGCUCGCAUCGAGCUGCAGAGGAAUCCGCCGCCCAACUCUGACCCCAACAUCAAGAUGUUCACUGUGAGAGGCUCCCCUCAACAGAUCGACUACGCCAGGCAGCUGGUGGAGGAGAAAAUCGGGGGUCCUGUUACUCCGAUGGGUGGCCCACAUGGUCCUCCUGGCCCACACGGAGGACCAGGCCCGCACGGCCCUCCAGGGCCCCCUGGACCCCCAGGGGGACCCAUGGGUCCGUAUAACCCUGGACCGUACAACCAGGGCCCUCCAGGACCACAUGGUCCUCCAGCUCCUUAUCAGCCUCAGGGGUGGGGUAAUGGCUAUCCCCACUGGCAGCAAGGACAGCCUGAUCCAAAUAAAGCAGCCGCAGACGCCAAUGCAGCCGCAUGGGCAGCUUACUACGCUCAGUACGGCCAGCAGCCGCAGGCCUCCAUGACUCCGACCAGCGGCGCCCCCGGCACCGCUCAACCCAACGGCCAAGGUGACCCACAGGCUGCAGGUCAGAGUGGACAAACAGAUUACACCAAGGCCUGGGAGGAAUAUUACAAGAAAAUGGGUCAACAGAGCCAGCAACCUCAAGACUACACAAAAGCCUGGGAGGAGUAUUACAAGAAGCAAGGUCAAGCAGCCCCUCAGGCCACACCUCCAGCAGCGGCGGCGGCGGCAGCAGGCUCUCAGCCCGGAGGCCAGCCUGACUACAGCGCUGCCUGGGCAGAGUACUACCGGCAACAGGCUGCGUACUACGGUACAGCCAAUCCUCAGGCAAUGGGUGCAGCACCACAAGCUCCUCAGGUACACCCCCGAUAACAAGCCGUCCUCCAUAUUGACUGGAACUAAAUGUUGGUAGCAUAACCCCGCCUUCCCCCCUCAGGUUUUUACAGGGAUCCAGUGACUACCGCGUCCUGAUAAACCUAACCACAGCCUUCCUUCCUGUACAGGUGUUUGUUUUAUUUUUGGAAGCUGAGUCAACUGUUUCUGCUGUUAACAUGCAAUGUAUUUUCUAUGUAUUUCUUUUGCACAGGGCCAGUAAUGUGAAGUGGACAUAAAGUAAAUGCUACAUUGUCGAAACAAAAUCCUUUGUUAAAUGUUUGGAUGCAGACGCCUUCAAGAUCUUAAAUUUCCUUGGUUUGAAAGUGUUUCACGUAGAUGGCAGAUUUCCCGGCGAACACGUCCUCUGAUUUUCUUCUGUUCUUCCUUUUUCUUGUAAAUGCUUUGUUUUUAGUGAGGUAACUAUACAUAUGGUCAUUCCAGCCUUGUAUCUACAUUCAAUGUGGUUAGAACUCAUGUUUAUUAAACUGUAGACAUUACCAUGUAAAUCAUCUCAGUUUUAAAAAUGCUGUUGCCUGCUGUGUUUUUGCAAUAAAGCAAACUGAAACCUCCUGUGUUGGUAAGUUGGGAAAGGGCUGGGCUGAACUGUUCUGUAUGUUUUUGUUUGACUGGGAAGUGUGUGGGGGGGGGUUCAGAUGUCUGAAGACGGUUAUUUUGGAAGUUGUGCUCUCCUGUCUCUCUCCAACUGCCUCUAAGGCUCAUAGUACGAUUUGUGCGAUGAUCGCCGUCAACUAAUCGUUUGAUGAACUCUGAUGUUACUGUCCUGACUGUAGCAGUAGAGCGUUUAUCCUGAGAUGGUUGACAUGUAUCUGUGACAAAUUCCAUGCAUUGACUGCGUUGCAGUGGCACUCUUUUUGUCUAUAUUGCUGAGCUAGAGUGCACUGUUUGCCUUGAUAGUCUCCUCUUCCACAGGCAAGUGUAGAAAAAAGCGGUAAGCAGGUAUUCUGAACAUGUUCGUGAGAAAUGUGGUUUUAAAGAAAUGUCCCAUAUUUUUUUAGUGUUAUUUCUGUCUGCUGUUCUUUCUCCAGGACAGUCAGGUAAAUGGCCAAUGUAUAAGCAAAUGUCUCUCCAUGCCCAUUUCCAGAUGUGUGCACAUUUGUUUUCUUUUUUUUUUUUUUAAAGAAUGUUUUUUUAAUAUAAAAACAUUGCAAAAAUCAUCUUUGCUCUGCCCAUUCUGUUAGUGUUUAUUCAAUAUAAGAACAUAGUUGUUGUAGGGUCGUGGGUGGCUAAGCAGCCUCUUCAGCCGUCACUCCUGUAAUGUAAGUACAAACAUGACUGAGAAAUCGUCUCUUGAUGCUUAUCAACUGCUAAAGAUGUAGUACAUAUAUAUUAUAUAUAUAUUUGUCAAAUUGCCAUUUCUUGUUUUUUUGGGUAAGUAUGCCAUGUUCUGAGCGGAGGCGUUCUCCUGUGAUGUUCUGGUAGCAUUUCAGAGUUUAGGGUUUACAUGUCAGUGAUCUAAAGGAUGUGGUGUCGCGCUCUUUCCUAUUUGACCUCGAGGUGCCAUAUUUCAGACUUGUGGAGAACAUGCCAUGCGUCGCAGCACUUUCUGAACUGCAUAACUCCAGCCAGCGUAGCAUGCUUAGGCCUCUGCUGAUGUUCCUCCAUGUAAGCAUGUGGAAUGCUGGUAGUGGAAGUGCUUUGUAGCUCAGGAACAACAUUAUGAAACAUGAAAGUGGGAUUAUGUGACUGCAUUGUUCACUGAUGGCAAACAGUUGCGAUUAUAUCUGAUCUUUGCAGUGUCUUCCCAGACCUUGCACCUUAGGUUCUGCUGCAAUAACACAGGUAAGCGAAACCUAAGGAAACACGUAUAUUCUGUUGAGUGACAUGACCCAUUGAAUUGCAAAGAAAUGCUUACCUGUGUUGUCAACCUGCCUCAAUGCAUUACUGCCUAGUGUGAAGAAUAGUGACGGAUAUUAACUGAAGACCAGUUCUUUUUUAAAUGUGCUGUCAUUUAUGAACUGCAUGAUGACUUGUUACAAAACACUGAUUCUUUAAAUGUGACGCCCCCCCUCAGAAAACGUCCAAAUAUCUAUCAUACUGUAAGCUUUACUUGUGUACCUGGUAAGUGAUUGUGAAAGGAUCCUCGUGGUUGCCUCUGGUGUUGACUGCAUGCUCUGCAAAUCUGUUGCCACAAGUUAGCAAUGUGUUGCAAUGCUAGGAGAGGACGGGUGCCAUACAUGACCAUGCUGUUCUCUGCGGUGGUGCGGUACAAAAUGUGCUACUGAAACGCUGCUGCCUUCUUGCUCACAGUGUUGGAGGAUGCUGCAGGCUUAGGUCGUAGAAUCAGGCCGUGUCGUAGUUUGUCUCCCCCUCCCCACACAAACGGAGUCAGUCCCACUGCUGAACGUAGACCGUUCAAGAGCUCCAGUCAUAAGGUAAAGCAGCAACGCAUUCAAAUUUAAAGUCUGUGAUUGCAAAGUUGUGGUCAGAUACAUGUUUUUCCCGUCUGGAUUGUGUGACUACUGUACUCUACAGUGACGGUUGGAUGAGAGCAGGAACCAAUGUACUUCAUUGGCACAUGCAAAUACGGACUUUAUUUGAUUUGAGUUCUGUUAGGUUGACCUGUGUGUGUGAAAAGCUCAGACAGUUGGGAGGGGGGUGUAGAGGACACAAGGAGCAUGCCUUAGAGGUACACAAGGUUUCAUGUGCUGUGUAUAAAUCUGUUUUUAAAGAACUUUUUAAUUGUUCUGUUCAAUAAAGUUGUUAUGAAAUGUG